UCAUAAAUAAAAAAGAAGAAUGAAUACAUUAUAAAGAGGUUAUGUUUUGUAAUAGCACAUGAAUGUUUUUUAAUUAUUUUGCGUGAAAAUGACUGAAGAAACGGACAUAAAACCAUUGCAGUUUCAUGAAAUGGAAUUGGAUGAUCGUAUAUUGAAAGCUAUAGCAAAGUUAGGAUGGCAACAACCCACAGUGAUUCAAGAAAAAGUUAUUCCGUUAGUGUUAGAAGGAAAAGAUGUAUUGGUACGAGCUAGAACGGGAUCGGGUAAAACAGCAGCUUUUCUUUUACCUGUGAUCCAAAAAAUUUUAAUUCUCAAACAAUCGGCUUUACAACAAGAAACUAAAGCCCUGAUAUUAGCACCAAGUAGAGAACUAUGUCAUCAAAUAUGUGGAGUGAUUAAGGAUUUAACUAUAAAAUGUUCCAGAGAAAUAAGAUAUGUAGAUAUAUCUUUACCAGUGGAUUUAAGUGUGCAAAAACCUUUGUUGGUCGAAAAACCUGAUAUAGUUGUAGGAACCCCUGGUCGAACUUUACAACACAUCAAGGCAGAAAACUUAAAUUUCAAAAAAUCGUUAGAUUUCGUUGUGAUCGACGAAGCAGAUUUAGUGUUUUCCUUUGGUUAUGAAGAAGAAAUGAAAGAACUAAUUCAUCAUUUCCCAAAAAUCUAUCAAGCUAUUUUAGCAUCUGCAACUUUAAGUGAAGACGUUAAAAACCUAAAAAUGUCCAUUCUUCGCAAUCCAGUGUCAGUUAAGCUCGAAGAACCCGAACUGGCCCCAUCAACUCAAUUAACACAUUAUCAUUUGAACGCCGAAGAAAUGGACAAAGCUACUAUACUUUACACUUUAUUGAAAUUGCACUUAAUUCGAGGAAAAACUAUAAUUUUUGUUAACACAGUUGAUAAAUGUUAUAAAAUCAAACUUUUCUUGGAACAAUUUGGGAUAAGGACGUGCGUUUUGAAUUCUGAAUUACCAGCUACAAUUCGUUGUCAUUCCGUGAACCAAUACAAUCAAGGGAUGUACGACAUAAUUAUAGCUUCAGAUGAAUACGCUUUAGAGAAACCUUCAUCGUUAAGUAACCAAGAUAAAAAUAAAAAAACGAAGAGGAGGAAAGAUAAGGAGAGCGGGGUUUCCCGUGGAAUAGAUUUUCAGCACGUAGCGAACAUUAUAAAUUUCGAUUUUCCCUUGGACGUCCAGUCGUAUAUUCACAGGGCCGGUAGAACUGCUAGAGGGAACAGUCAAGGUAGCGUGUUGUCUUUUGUGAGCAUGAAAGAAAUCCCUUUGAGGGAAAAAGUGGAAAAGAAAUUGAAGAACGACGAAAGCGAGUCUUCAUUUUUCAAAUCGUACCAAUUCAAAUUGGAGGAAGUGGAGUCUUUUAGGUAUAGAGCCAAAGAUGCUUGGAGGGCCGUUACUAGAAUCGCAGUAAGGGAAGCUAGAUUGAAAGAAAUCAAACAGGAAAUAUUCAAUUGUCAGAAAUUGAAAAGUUAUUUCGAAGAUAAUCCAAACGAUCUGCAGGUGUUGAGGCAUGAUAAGUGUUUACAUACCGUUAAAAUUCAGCAACAUUUGGCAGAUGUUCCGGAGUACAUAGUCCCGCCGACGUUGAAAAGUUUAGCGAAUAUCACAAAGAAAGGGAAAAAGCGGGAAUGGAGGAAAAUGUCCGAAAGCUCCAACUCAAAGUUCCAGAUGAAGAAAUCUAAUCCGUUGUUGAGUAUGCAGUUCGAAGGUUUUAAUAAAAAGAAAAAGAAAAAUUAAUAAAGACCUUCGUUUAAUUUUGUUUUUAUUUCACUGUAUUCCUAAUAUAUUUAAUACAAACAACCCCUUAAAGUGUUUUUUGGGUACAGAAAAAAAUAAAACUGAAUUGUUUCGAA
This is a messenger RNA of Diorhabda sublineata, 1860 nucleotides long. RefSeq names its product probable ATP-dependent RNA helicase DDX56 (gene Hlc). The coding region runs from base 89 to 1744 and encodes 551 amino acids. Gene Ontology annotation, molecular function: ATP binding; RNA helicase activity; nucleic acid binding. The transcript is spliced from 2 exons. The record is from RefSeq and is a predicted model, not a curated record. Gene Ontology annotation, cellular component: nucleolus. NCBI's taxonomy places the organism in Eukaryota, Metazoa, Arthropoda, Insecta, Coleoptera, Chrysomelidae.